GCGAGUGGCGAGUCAGUCUGCCGGCGGCGUCGGACCGGAGUGUACGUGUGCCGCGAGUGAGUGCCGAGUGACAUGCCCGCCCGCGCCGUGGCCCUGCUCGCCACCGCGGCCCUGGCCCUAGCGGCCGCCCCGCCCGACCCCUGCUAUGAGGACACUCGGCCUCGUCGGUGCAUUCCUGACUUCGUCAAUGCCGCCUUCGGGAAUCCGGUCGUCGCUUCCUCCAUAUGCGGAAGACGAGGGCCCGAAAAACUCUGCGACCCUCCCGGGGAUCAGAACCCUGAGAACUCAUGCAGGGUCUGUGAUGCCACUCGCCAAGAUAAACGGAAUCCCCCCGCUCAUUUGACCGAUCUGAACAAUCCCCACGACGUAACCUGCUGGAGAUCAGCCGCUCUUCCUCCCGCCACCUACGACUCUCCCCCUGAUAACGUUUCCCUCACUCUGUCCCUUGGGAAGAAGUACGAGCUGACCUAUGUCAGCUUGCAGUUCUGCCCGAAAGCUGCGAGACCUGACUCCGUGGCCAUCUACAAGAGCGCCGACUAUGGUGUCACUUGGCAGCCAUUUCAAUUCUAUUCUAGCCAAUGUAGACGAGUCUACGGACGGCCGAAUAAAGCCACGGUGACCGCUGCUAACGAACAAGAAGCUAGAUGUUCCGAUUCUCAUAGAUUGGCCGGUGAGAGUUCAGGGGGUGCGAGAUUGGCCUUCAGUACAUUGGAGGGUCGCCCCAGCGCCGCCAACUUUGACAUAUCUCCGGUGCUGCAAGACUGGGUUACGGCGACCGAUGUAAGAGUCGUGUUUAACCGACUGCACAUGGUGAACGAGGGUGAUGAGGUCGACAGUAAAAAGCAGUCGGCCGCUGGAAGCCAGCACUAUGCGGUCUCCGACUUCGCUGUCGGCGGGAGGUGCAAGUGCAAUGGACACGCGUCCAGGUGCAUCCCUUCCAAGGACGAGGGUCAGGGGACUCAGCUGGCCUGCGACUGUAAACACAACACCGCAGGAAGAGACUGCGAGAGGUGCAAGCCGUUCCACUUCGACCGGCCGUGGGGGCGAGCGACGGCCCGCGACGCUAACGAAUGCAAAGAAUGCAACUGCAAUGGUCACGCGCGACGCUGCCGCUUCAACAUGGAGUUAUACAAGUUAUCAGGUCGAGCGAGCGGUGGGGUCUGUCUCAAGUGUCGACAUUACACAGCGGGUCGACACUGCCACUACUGUCGCGAGGGUUACUACAGAGACCCCACUAAACCCAUCACUCACAAGAAGGCUUGCAAACCUUGUGACUGUCACCCGGUGGGCGCCAGCGGUAAGACCUGUAACCAGACGAGCGGCCAGUGUCCCUGCAAGGAUGGCGUCACAGGAACCACCUGCAACCGCUGUGCCAAGGGGUACCAGCAGUCUAGGAGCCACAUUGCACCUUGCAUACGUAUACCUCGCGUGGUGACUGCGGUACAGGCUAUGGAGGCUGUGGACUCGGAGCCCGGCCGCGCGGAGCAGUGCGGGCGAUGCCGCGCCGGCGCACGCACGCUAAAUCUGAACAAGUUCUGCAGCCGAGACUACGUCAUAAUGGGGCGCGUGACGGGUCGCGAGGGGGGCGGCGGCGGAUGGGCCCGCCUGGCUCUGUCCGUUCAGGCCGUGUACAAGCGCGGUCCGCGAAGUCGCCUGCGCCGCGGAGGCCUACCCCUCUACGUUCGCGCCGGAGACCUGGCCUGCCGGUGCCCCAAGAUCAAGAUCAAUAAGUCCUAUUUAAUCCUAGGAGUGGAAAAAGAAGGUGCAUCGUCUGGUUUGCCGGGACUGACGGUAGGGGAUAGAACAUUAAUACUAGAAUGGCGAGACGAUUGGCACAGACGCAUCCGACGCCUGCAGCGGCGAGCGAUCAACUGCCAUUAGUCGACAUCUUGGAAGGAAGCGAAGCAAAGGACGCGCGUGAUACAGCCGACGCUAUGGCCUAUUUCAAAGGAGUUUGUAUUCCGUCUAUGUUCCGUGCAUUUGAAAAAAUUACUGCCAUUAUAACAAUAGUUUUGACUAGUCGAUUAAGGAUAUGUCUGUCCGUAUGAAAUUGCGUAGUUUUUUUUCUAUUUGUUAGGGAUGCAAUAUCGACCCACUUUCAUUGUAUCGAUUUUUAAAUUCAAUUUCAUUGUUGUUACUUAAUUUCUUCCUCCCUAGGAUUUCGUUAUGCGUGUACUUUUAACAACAAAGCAAAUAUCACCGAAUGGAUCUAUUUAAAUUAUUUAUAUUUAAUCUUUGUUGUUAACAGUACUCUAUUUUAAUUUGAUAAGAUUAUUUAUUCUAAUAAUUAGAUGCUAGAGCUGACAAAAGUUUCGUUCCAUUUUAUGCAUUUUAUGUAAAAUUGUUAUUUUAUAUAAAAAUGUGUGUUGAAAUUGUUUUUUAGUACUGGCAACAUAUAUCAUGUAACAAAAUGGACGCGUUCGUAUUUACGCGCUCUCUUGAUAAAUGAUAUUAUUUUUUAUUGUAUAAUAUAGUUUUAGAUCAUUUUGAUAAUGUCUCCACAAAGCAUAGUCAUAAUGUUUUAAUGUACCUCAUUUAUUAAGAAAACAUAGUUAGGAGUUACUACCUAUUAUUUAAUAACUCUUUUUGACUUAUAACAAUAACGAAUUUUUUUUUUCUAUGACGUUCUCUUGCCAAAGUGACUAUUUGACUUCGAAGUAUUUCUAUAAAAUAAUAAUAAUAUCAAAAUAGUAUCCUUCUUUCACAACCUAACAAAAGGUAUGUACAGUAUUAUUAGCUUUACUAAAAAUAUUUUUUAAACUUAAGUAUAACAUUGCCGGAAUGUACAGACGUGGGUAAAGGUGAACGUAUAAGAAAACAAUCCCCAGCUACACUCGAGUAAUCAUGUUCAAUUGAGCCGUCAAAAUUAUAGGUUCGUGUACGGUUAGCAGCACAAUGAAACAAAUCAUUCGACAAUCCGAAUCCAUUGUGCCGCAAAUAGCUGUCGGACAAACAAAUAUGGCGGUAAUUGUACCGUGGGCAGAAUGUACGAGAACACUUAUCAAUCGUUUGUACUUUUUGGAAAUGUUUGAAAAAAAAAUAAUCGUCUAGAUAAAGUAUUUAAAAGUUAGAGAUCGCUUGAUUGUAUUGCGGAUUGUAAAAAGUGUAUUUAGAUGUAGAAUCUAUUAUCUAUUAACCUGUUUCUAGUUAUGCAUAUCUUUAGAUUACGUAAUGUCCCGUUCAAAGUUUUAUCGAAUCUCGGGGCGUUCGGGAUGACUAAGGCUAAAAUAAUGAAUGUAUUCAAUAUAAGUAUCUGAAUGUAAAAUUUUUAUAUAUAUAUAUAUAUAUUUUAAAAUUUCUUUAUAUAUGUCGUCAUCAAAACUAUUAGGGCUUACGCACAAAUACUGCUAACCCAAUAUUCGGAUUCAUUUCACUCAGAAAAUUAUUUAGGCUAUACUUAUUUAUUAUAAGGAAUGUCAAUUGAAAGCGGCAUCAAACACGAAAGAACCAAAGACAAGUUUUGUUAUAAAACCAUUGUCUAUGGUCAUCGUGUCGUAUUUGCGAUCAAAUUGUGUUUAUGGUACCCUGCUCCUGUGAUGUAAUAAAUGUUAUUGGUUAUAUUUAUUUAAAAUAAAAGUACAUUAAUAUACGGAA
Messenger RNA from Danaus plexippus (monarch butterfly), 3594 nucleotides. RefSeq names its product netrin-B-like (gene NetA). Gene Ontology annotation, molecular function: protein binding. NCBI's taxonomy places the organism in Eukaryota, Metazoa, Arthropoda, Insecta, Lepidoptera, Nymphalidae. The transcript is spliced from 7 exons. Bases 73 to 1881 code for a protein of 602 amino acids. The record is from RefSeq and is a predicted model, not a curated record.